Antechinus flavipes (yellow-footed antechinus) is the source of this 3973-nucleotide messenger RNA. RefSeq names its product biogenesis of lysosomal organelles complex 1 subunit 5 (gene BLOC1S5). The coding region runs from base 57 to 638 and encodes 193 amino acids. NCBI's taxonomy places the organism in Eukaryota, Metazoa, Chordata, Mammalia, Dasyuromorphia, Dasyuridae. The record is from RefSeq and is a predicted model, not a curated record. Gene Ontology annotation, cellular component: transport vesicle; BLOC-1 complex. The transcript has 5 exons.
GAGUGCUGGGCAAGCGCAGUGCGCCAGCCGGGGAAGCAGUUCCUUCCUCCGUCGGUAUGAGCGGCGGAGGGACUGAGACCCCUUCGGGAGGCGACGCCGCCCCGACCCCCACCGCGGGCCCGGUGGGAGGCAAGAAACGAGACUCGCAGGGACCGACGAGCUCGCCAGUUCAUCUCAUUAUCAAGGAUCUGGGAGAGAUUCAUUCUAGGCUAUUAGAUCAUCGACCAAUUAUUCAAGGAGAAACACGUUACUUUGUGAAAGAAUUUGAAGAAAAACGGGGCCUCCGAGAAGUGAGAGUUCUUGAGAAUUUGAAGAAUGUAAUCCAAGAAACUAAUGAACAGAUUCUUCCUAAAUGUAAAGAAACAAUGCAGGACCACCUGAGCCAGGUUCUCCAAAGAUUGCAAGCAGCCAGCCACUUAGUCCAUAAACUUCAGCAGAAGGAGCAGGAGCAAAGACAGCUUCAUAAUCAACACUUAUUGAUUAGUGAAAAACAACGCAUAGUCCAAUGGGAAGAUUUCAUGAAAGAACAACAAAACAAGCAGGCUGCAGUGGAUGAAGAGCACAAAAAAGCCACAGAACGCCUUAAAGAACAAUAUGCUGAAAUGGAGAAAGAUCUAGCUAAAUUUUCAUCUUUUUAAGAACGUGAAUAAUAAUAUGACAGUACAAAAACUUUUCUCUCCGCUGUGCCAAAAAAAAAAAAUCACCAAACUUAAUUGUCCUCUGUUACAAACUUAGCAAUAUGUUUGGUGGCAAUGCUGUAUCAUAAAGUUGAUAAUAAAGAUUAAAAUUUUUGGUAGAGUUCAAAUUUAAUGUUCAUUAUGAAAAGAAGAGAGUCUUAUAUGCCUCCAGCUUUAAGUGCCUCUGUGUAAUUAUUUAAAUGGGAGAGUAGGAGGAAGAAUGGAAUGAAUUGAUUCUUAUUGCUUUCAAAAUUUGCAAUCUGCCCAUGCCCACUGAAUAGAUAAGAAAAUGGCAAAUGUAGCAGAAUUCUCAGGCUAUGAAAGGUAACCUAAUCCAUUCUCAUACGUGAGAGUUAUUGUUGAAUUGUUAUAUUUGUUUAGACAAUUUAUAUAACUAAUUAUCAGUCAUCUCCAGACUAUAGGAGGGAAAUGCAUAUUGUUCUUAUGUGAGUAAUGUUCACUAAGUACUAGCCUUGAAACAGUUUGGAGUGGAGAUGAAAAUCAGGAAUAGCAAUGUCUCUGUUGAAUAAUACACUGCCUAGGAUAUUGGUGUGAACUAUGCAGUCACAUCAUGACCACAUAUUCCAGUGGAGUAAGAUAGUGAGAUUCUUACAUAGACUAGUGGCCUUUUAACAGGUAAGAUUUUGAACUUUCAGAAUUUGUUUAAAGAAGAGCUUACCAAAUAUCUGGGUUAUGUUUUUUACCCUUUUCAUAGAAUCAUGAUCUUACCUAUAGUAUUUACCUCAUUAUAUGUCUGUUUUGCAGAUGAUUAAGCCUUUUAGGUUAAACAGUAUCCACACGUUUUAUGACUAUUUGAGUAAUCAAUCUUUUGGGGAUUACAUAUGUAUUCUGGCUCUGGAAAAACCAAAAGUGUUGAUUCACAUGGUAAAAAGGCCAUGUUAGAUAUCAAGAUAUUUUUAGUGACAAUGUGUAUUCUCAUAAGCAAAUAUAUUAUGAUGUAAAAUGUACCAAUGCUGUCAUCACUGUGAUCUUUAAAAUAUGCAUUUAACAAUCUUACCUUGAGAAUGUAAGUUGUAUUUCUUUGUUUAGUCUUUGUAAAUCAAGAAGAAAUCAAAUGCAAUAAUAAUUACAGGAGGAUAUAUGUUGUAAAUGAAUUCUAAAGCAUGAAUAAAUAUUUCAAAUAAUAUAACUGCUAUGCAGUGAAGAAAGGAACAAGGAAAAAAAACUAACUCUUGUUAUCUCAGUGUUGUGACUACAUAAAAUCGACAAUGGUUGCCUGUGUAAAUUUAUGGCUUAGUGUCAAAGCUCCAUUCUUGGCAGCAUGUUGAAAAUGUGAUUAAAGUUAGUAGAGGAGACAGAAUAAGUAUUUGAGAUUUCUUUCAAUAACACUGAACUUCAGCCAACUUUCUCUGUCCGCUACCGUAAGCCUGACAGGUUCAUCAAUCAUCUUGUUGUACAUGGAGUAAAAAGAGUCCUUGCCGACAGUAAGGCAUGUUGGAAUUUUGUUAAUUCUUUUUCGUGGAUGGGAAAAAAAAACACAGCUCUAAAAUAUCCCACACAUGAGAAGUAAGAAAAGCCUUAAAUAAAAAUUGCUUUUUGAAUGGAAGGUGAUUUCUGGAAGAUCUUUACAUGUAAGUGUGUCCAACAAUGAAUGGAUAUUGUAACUAAAAAAAUUAGGUCUAUGUGCUUCAUCAAGAAUAUAUUCAAAAACAUGAUUGACUGCAGUCCAAUUUUUCUCUUCACUUAUAUUUAAGCUCAGUUGAAGUGAGCUUACUUUACCUUAUACAAGCUCCAGAAGAGCUUAUAAUCUAAAAUAAUUUGACAAGAAUCAUUAACAUUCAGGAUUAAAAAUGGAAAAUAUAUUCUUUGUAAUAACUCCUAAUUGUACCUCUUUUUCCACUAGAGUUUAAUGUUGGAUGACGAUUUCCUAGUAGCGGACACUGCCCCUUAUAUUGUCCAGAAUGACCAAAUCACUUUUUGUCUGUACUACAAACUAGUAAUCGGAUAACAGCAACAAAAAGUUCUUGUCUUGGCUUUAUUAAAAAUAAAAAAAAAAGACAAGUUAUUCUACAAAAACAAUUUUUGAUGGGUUUUUUUUGUAGUAAACAAAAAUUUAAUAAAAUUACUGAAAUCUAUUUUUUGUCUUAAAAUACUUAACGUAGUAUUUAACUAAAUAACCAACAAUAUAUAAUAUAUAUGUAUGUUGUGUGUAUACAUAUGUAUAUAUAACCAUAUGUAUCUCAAAGACUUCACUAAAUAUUAAUGCCUUCUAGUCUUUGAUUAUGCCUUAUAUAUUAUGACAAACUGCUUCUGGUUUUUUUAAAUCUGUAAGCAGGUGAAGGGAAAGCAGAACAGUACAUCAUUGUAUUCUUCCCACCCAUAUGCUUUACAGUUUUGAAUUCUUUCCAUGUUCUUUGGGGUUAUCAUUGUGGUUUGUGGAAAUGUCACUUCCAAAUAAUAUGGAUCAAAAUUUAAAGAUAUAGAUUUAGAACUAAAAGGGAUCUUAGAGACUACUACAACUGCCUCAUUUGCAGAUGAGGAAACUGGGGCCAGAAAGACUAAGUGACUAACAAUAAAUAACAAGGGGCAGGAUUUGAUAUGAAUAUAUAGUUUCUGUUUCAGUACUUAUGAAUUAAAUUGCUGUGAGACACUUGGGUAUCAUAAGUAUCAAAGGGAAUUCUCACCUUUGCUUCAAGAAAGACACUAUUUUGCAUGUAAGAUUAAGUCUCCAUCUAUGCAUCCUCUGAAGCAUUUUAACAGUGUUUGAGCUUGUGCCAGUAAUAGUGUCCUAAAGAAUUGGGGCCAGCGCUAUUUUUGUCUCGAGGAAAAGGGCAAGUAAAAUAUUUUAAAAUUAAAUGUCUUCAGUCAAAUAAUUUUGAAUACUAUUAUAAUGGAUAUUUAUUUGAUGCUUUGUUAAGUACUUCGGAACUUUGCAAGCAUGUCAUAAUUUUUCAACAGCAUUAUUAUGAAUUAAAGCAUGUAGCAAGUAGUAUUUCCAAUGUAAAAAAUGCCAUUGAAUAGUUGUAAUCCAAGGCUAUAAAUGUUCAUUGCUGAAUUGGGAAAUAGAAGAUAGAUUUAUUUAUACUCUUCUACUGUAUAUACUCCUUCCACAAUAAAUACCAUGCUAUUUUUAAUGACAUAACUAGCACCAUCAGCAAAACUACAUAUAGAUAUUUGCAUAGAUUAAAAUGUUCACUUUAUAAGGGAAGAGCCUUUAAAACUAUUCCAAAGACACUGAGUGUUGUAUGUUCUAUAAGUAAAUGAGAAAUACAUAUAGAGUUUUAUAAGAUGAUGUAUUUCUAUCAAAAAUAAAAUGUCAUGUUCUUUUAAAUUGA